Molecule: messenger RNA, 1107 nt
Organism: Mucor mucedo
Lineage: Eukaryota; Fungi; Mucoromycota; Mucoromycetes; Mucorales; Mucoraceae
Product: N2227-like protein-domain-containing protein
Exons: 8
Coding region: 69-1082 (337 amino acids)
Molecular function (GO): S-adenosylmethionine-dependent methyltransferase activity
Source: RefSeq, a predicted model, not a curated record
UAUCAUUUUUAUCAUCUCUCUCUCUCUCUCUAACCGACUUAAUUUAUUUUUAUUAUUGUGUGUGAGUCAUGGAAUCGACACCAUUGUUAAAAGUAUAUUCGGCAUUCAGUCAUUAUAAAAAUUAUGCACUGGCACAAAACCACCGAAGAAGACGCGACUUUCACUCGCUUAGUCAGGCGCAUCAAGCCCUGAUAUCGUCCCACCUCGAGAAAAUCAACAAGGUCGAUACAUGUAUCGACCAUAAUAUGAUGUUUAUUCAGGACAUCAUGACCAACAUGUUUCUCGAGGAACCCAUGAUGGAUGCACAGGCUUACCCUGCCGAGAUGGAUAAAGUCAAAAGUACAUUGAAACAGUUCGUUCGAGACUGGUCAAAAGAGGGAGAAGUGGAACGGAAAAUAACAUAUGAUCCCAUAAUGAAUGAACUUGAUACCAUUUACAAGAACACUGAAAACAGAAGUGAUGUCCGUGUCCUGGUACCUGGCGCAGGCUUAGGUCGUUUGGCGUUUGAUAUUGCAAAGUCAGGGUUCAGUUGUCAAGGAAAUGAAUUUUCGUACUAUAUGCUUUUUGCAUCACAUUUCGUUCUCAAUAGAAUGACCAAGAGUGAUCAGUACCUUAUUUAUCCGUUCAUUCAUUCAUUCUCAAACAUCAAGACGGAUGCUCUUUUGCCAAUCACAAUCCCAGACGUCUUACCUUCCUCUUUAGCGCCAAACGUGGAUUUCUCCAUGGUGGCAGGUGAUUUCAUUGACGUCUAUGCCGCUCAACCCGAAGCAUGGGACGUGGUUGUUACUUGCUUCUUUAUGGAUACGGCUAAAAACAUUCUCGAGUAUAUUGAGGUGAUUCAUCGCACGCUUGUCAAAGGUGGUACCUGGAUCAAUAUGGGCCCUUUACUCUAUCAUUUUGAAGAUAAUGCUGGUUCAGAACCUUCUAUCGAACUCAGCCUGGAACAGCUGAAACAAACGGUUUCUCUCAUGGGUUUUGAGAUUAAGCACCAAAAGAUGAUAUCUACCACUUAUACACGUAAUCCCGAUGGCAUGUUAAAUUACGUGUAUGAUUGUGCCUUUUGGUCCGCUGUGAAAUUAUAGACUUUUUUUAUACAUAUAAAUAUAC